Messenger RNA from Musca domestica (house fly), 828 nucleotides. Its product is annotated as adult-specific cuticular protein ACP-20-like. NCBI's taxonomy places the organism in Eukaryota, Metazoa, Arthropoda, Insecta, Diptera, Muscidae. The transcript has 2 exons. The record is from RefSeq and is a predicted model, not a curated record. The coding region runs from base 276 to 758 and encodes 160 amino acids. Gene Ontology annotation, cellular component: extracellular matrix.
CAAUCCAUAAGUAUAGCUUUAAUUUUAGCUACCCUUUUCUAUUUGGCAGUUAUGAGCUUUCUAAUUUUAUCGCUGACCUUGAAUAUGUUGCCAAUGACCUUGCAUUGUUGCAAUAUUUGUAAGCUAAGUGUACGAUGUGUGUGUGUUAAAAAUCGCAAUUACCACAGUGAAUAGUUGGAGUAUAAAACAACCAACAAAAUUACAUGCCAGUAUCAGUUUCCUUUUGGACUUUGAAGUUAACUAAGCAUCUUGAACCAGUUUGAAAAAUUAGCAUAAUGGCUUCUCCAAUGACCGUGUUUGCUUUUUUGGCCAUUUGCAUUGCCUUAACUGUGGCUGGACCUCUUCCUCAUAAGCAGGGCGGUAGUGGUCAUGGACAGGCCACUAGCUAUGCUGUUGUAACCCAACACAAUGAUAAGGGAAGUGGUUCGGCAAAAUCCGAUGGCGGCUAUAGUCAUGGAGGCGAUCAUUACGGUAAAUCUGAUGGCCAUUCUGGACAUGGUGAUGACCAUUCGGCAGAUUAUUACAGCUAUCCUAAAUAUGAUUUCGCCUAUGGCGUUGAGGACUCGAAAACCGGUGACAUUAAGGAACAGCAAGAGUCCCGAGAUGGCGAUAAAGUACAAGGCAGCUAUUCUCUCAAAGAAUCCGAUGGAACAACUCGUCUGGUGACAUAUACUUCCGAUAAGAAGAGCGGUUUCGAGGCUACGGUCCAUAAAAUUGGUCAAGCCAAUGCUGGAAUUGAAUACAAGUAUGGUCACUAAACAUUAAAAAAAAUACUAAAUAUUGCCGGCUAUUUUAAAUAAAUGAUAAAUGAUUGAAGAUGAAGAAAUG